AUGCCCGCUCUGACUCAGGGGCAGGUCUUCAACUUGACUCUGACCGCCAAAGAGGGCCUCCCCGCUGGUACCAUUGUGGGAGACCUGGGUGCCGUCCUGCGCCGACCCAGCACGGGCUUCUUCAUCUCCGAAAGCCGAGAUUCUGAUGUUUUCCGUGACUUAGAAAUUGAUGCGGACACCGGCAUCAUUUCCACAGCCAUCGUUUUGGAUCGCGAAACCAGGGAUGGGUAUGAGUUUGUGGCGGCUACGUUGACCGGCGAGAUGAUACGGGUGAAAAUUGAAGUCAAAGAUGUAAAUGAUAACUUUCCAAAAUUCCCAUCAGACAAGUAUGACUUAGUAGUUUCUGAAUUAAGCCCACUUGGAAGUCGCUUUAAACUUGACAGCGCCAGAGAUCAGGACGUUGACGAAUUCGGGAUUCAAGGCUAUCGUAUUACACAGCGAGACAUGGCCGACCUUUUUGAAUUGGACUACCGUUCCAACUUGGACACGGCUCAUAGCCUGUACCUUGUCCUGAGAACUAAACUAGACAGAGAAUUAUGUGACUUGUACACACUCACAGUGGAAGCGUUCGAUGGCGGAGUUCCUUUCAAAAGCGGUGCGAUGCAGGUGAAGAUUCAUAUCCAGGACGAAAAUGAUAACCCGCCUGUGUUCAACCAGACCGAAUACCAGGCUGUAGUUGCAGAAGACGCUGCUCUUAGGGUUGCAGUGUGCCAGGUCCAAGCCACUGAUCUGGAUUUAGGAGAGAAUGGAAGGGUGACAUAUGAGUUGAAGAGUAACCCUGGGGAGGUCUUUUACAUCAACGAGAGCUCCGGAGUCAUCCGUCUGAACAGCCCGCUGGACUACGAGCACCAGGCCUACUACGAGCUGGUGGUCAUCGCCAGAGACAACGGAGCGCAGCCUGAGUUCAGCAGCGUCUUCGUUGGCAUCAAGGUCCUGAACAUCAACGACAACAGUCCCUCCAUCCACGUACUGUUCCUGAGUGAAACCGGAGAGCCAGCCGUGUCCGAGGCCGCCGCUGUGGGGGACUACGUGGCUCGAAUCUCUGUGUCCGACCCUGACUUAGCCCAGCAGCCCAUCAGCGUGCAGAUCCAGGGCGGAGAUGGAAAGUUCGCCCUCAAACAGACCGACGACUUCCUCUUCGCGUUGUAUGUGGAGGCAGAGUUGGAUCGAGAGAAGAAGGAUUUGUAUGAGAUCCAAAUACUUGCAUCAGAUGGGGAUUCGCUGAGCUCUGAAGAGGUUUUGUUGCUGAAAGUGUUGGAUGUCAAUGACUGUUAUCCCCAAUUUGAUAGAAAUAUAUACACGGUUGGUGUUCCGGAAGAUAUUCCGCCUGGGAGUUCACUUGUCCAGGUGCAAGCUAAGGAUGAAGACGAACCUGGCCCCAAUUCACGGAUUAAAUAUUCAGUGUUAAGGUCCAACCAGCAUGGAUUGGUGAGUGUGGAUGCACACAGUGGCUUGGUGAGCACCGCGGGACCCCUCGACAGGGAGAGCCAGGCCGAACUCUGGUUCCUGGUUGUGGCCUCAGACAGUGGAGAUCCGCACCUGUCGUCCACGGCGACAGUGACCGUCUUACUGGAGGACGUCAACGACAACGAGCCGGUGUUCUCCCAGCCGCUGUACAACGUCACCCUGCCAGAGCACAGCCCACUGCAGAGCUGCUUCUUACAGGUGGUGGCGACAGACUCGGACACGGCUGAGUUUGGCACAUUGCAGUUCUGUCUCACUGAUGGCUUCGAGAGGACGGAGCACCCACUGUUCCACAUCCAUCCCCACACCGGACAGCUGUGUGUGGCCCAGGACAUAGACCGAGACCUGGGCCACACCGUCUACGACCUGCUGGUGAAGGCACAAGACCCAGGAGGCCUCAGUGCUCAGACGUACGUGCACAUAGAGAUAGAAGACUUGAAUGACAACGCCCCAGUGUUUACCCCACCUCAGUACACGGUCAGCCUGGGCAGCCACUCUCAGCCCGGCACAGAGGUCCUCACGGUCAUCGCCACUGACCCCGACUCAGGCCUGUUCGGACACAUCACCUACCACCUGCUGCCCGGAGACCUGUCCUCACUCUUCAACCUGGACACUCACACAGGGGUGCUGUACCUGACGUCCAGCCUGAGCCACCUUGGAGCACUCAGUAUCAAUCUGUCCAUCAGUGCGCAGGACGGAGGCGGCCUGUCUUCCUCGUCUCCAGCAGAAGUCAGUGUGCACAUCCUCAGCAGCAACCUGGCUCCAGCCAUGUUCCAGAGGUCACACUACAGCUUCAGUCUCCCUGAGGAUGCGGCCCAAGGCACCUCUGUGGGCAGCGUACACGCCAUCGAUCCAAACGGUUCCUGGGAGUCCGUGUCCUACCGCAUCUCCUCGGGUGACCCGCUGGGCUGGUUCGCAGUGCACCCCGACACCGGCCUCCUCUCAACCCUCAAAGCUCUGGACCAUGAGAGCCACCCUUACGUCCUAUUGACCCUCCAAUGCUCUACUGCCACCUCUCCUGUCUACAGCAUCACCCAAGUCAACAUUUCCAUUACUGACGUCAACGACAAUGCGCCCGUUUUCCCCCAAGUCAACGACACCAUCACGAUAUCCAAAACUACAACAGUUGGAACGAUCCUUUUCAUCGCACACGCUCACGACUACGACAGCGAUGCAAACGGGAGAGUCCGAUACAGGCUAAACAAACAUUACAAUGGCACUUUUGCUAUUGACACCAAUCUGGGAACUCUCACCUUGAACAGGAGCUUUCGGCAUAACACUACGCUAACAUGUGCGCUGGAGAUAGAGGCAGAGGAUGAGGGAAAACCGCCGCUUUCCACAACAUUCAGCCUGACUGUCAACAUAGAACAAAAUACUGCGGAAAAUUGUUUGGCUUUUGAGUCGCUGAUUUAUCAAGUGGAAAUUGGAGAAAGCUACAGAAAAGAUUCCAGAGUUAUUCAGGUGAGGGCGCACCAAAGCAGAGGGUCUUACGGCUUGUCUUCCUUGAUAAUCUACUCCAUUGAAAAUCAAAAUAGCUUCCCUCCGCCGCCUUUCCGCAUCCACCCCAAGACCGGCUGGCUGUAUUUAUCCCAGACUCUUGACUAUGAAACUGAAACUGAAUAUAGAUUUCACGUGUUGGCUAUGGCAAGUGAUGCUGGACAGGAGAAUAUCACGGCAACGGCCACGGUCAGUGUGAGGGUGUUGGAUGUAAACGAUAACAGCCCAGCGUUCAGUCGGGACGUGUACUUCUUCAGCGUGCCAGAGGGGGCAGCACUGCAGGGCUUGGUGGGGACUGUCAGAGCCUCAGAUAGAGAUUCGGGGAAGAACGCUCAGCUGUCGUACAUCCUGCUGUCGGACGGAAAGUUCUUUCGUCUCAAUGCCAAGACCGGAGAGCUGAUCCACUGGGUGGCACUGGACCGGGAGCAGCACAGCCAACACACUAUGAGGGUGAUGGUGACAGACCAGGGAACCCCACGGCUCACCAGCACCUGCACUGUGCACAUCCUGGUGUCCGACUGCAACGACAACAGACCACACUUCAUCCACCUGCAGCAGAGCAAGGACAGCACUGUGCAGAUCUGGGCAGGCGCACCGACAGGCUCUUUAGUCACCACUGUUUUUGCGAAAGACUUGGACGCUGGAGAAAAUGGGACCGUUACAUUUUCAAUGGAUGCAGUAGAGGAAGCCCAGAGCUCUCACUUUGACAUCAACAGUAAGAGUGGAGACAUCAGGACCACUCAGAUCUUCAGCCACAGCACACAGCGGCGCUACACGCUGAGGGUCACGGCCACGGACGCAGGAGCCGUCCCCCUGGAGGAGAGCGCACUCAUCCAUGUACAGGUUCACGGACUCGACCCACACUCCCACCAUCCCUCUGCCCCGAUCCUGAGGCGCUUUACCGUGAGAGAGGAUGCGGCGGUGGGCACGGUUGUGGGCUCUGCCGGCCUGUCCGACAGCGGCCCCUUCCACUACGUCAUAUCAGAGGAACACCUCCCAUUCGGAAUCCACGCCUCAUCCGGAGACAUCUACAUCGACCAACCGCUGGACUACGAAUCCACCGCACAGUACACUCUCUCGGUUCUCAUGGAAGACGGAGACGACCUCAGACUAAACAGAUCCGUUCUCGUCUGCAUAAUCGUGGAAGACGUCAACGACCACACGCCAUUUUUUCCGGAUAAAUUUGUCAGUUUCGGGCUACGGGAAGAUGCUGAAGUCGGAUCUCUCGCCUACGCCUUCCAAGCUCGGGACGCAGACGGGACGUUUGCAAACAGCAACCUGGAAUACUCCCUGCAAUCCGGCGAACUUCAAUCCGACCGCUUCCCGUUCCACCUCGACCCAAACACCGGGAGUUUAACUGUGGCAGCGCCUUUGGAUCGAGAAACGGAUGCUAGUUUUGCUUUCACGGUGAUGGCCACGGACCGGGCGGAGAGUGAGGAGGAGCGGAGGAGCGGGGCGGUGACGGCGCAGGUGUUUCUGCUGGAUGUGAAUGACAACAGGCCGGUUUUUGUUUCCGCGGAUACGGUGCAGGCGAUGGAGGAUGCAGAUGUGGGGAACCUGCUGCAUCACUUCGUGGCCAUAGACGGGGAUGAAGGGGGCAACGGGCUGGUGUCGUACGUGAUCGUGGCCGGGGAUAAAGAAGUGUUCGUGCUGGAGGAGAAGACAGGCUUGCUGUUUCUCUCCUCUCCUCUGGAUUAUGAGAGCCAGCGUGUGCACCGUCUGAUGGUCAGGGCAGUGGACCAGGGCCAUCCUGCGCUCUCCUCCACCCAGACCCUGAGCGUGGAGGUGGGGGAUGUGAACGACCAGCCGCCCCUGUUCCACGUCCCAGUGUACAACGCCAGCGUGGCCGAGAACAGAGACCCAGGGGAGGGCGUGGUGCGCGUCUCUGCCUCUGAUGGAGACUCAGAGGAGAAUGCAGUGGUGUGGUACAGUCUGCUUCCUGGACCAGGCUAUGAGCUCUUCAGCAUCAACCCUUACACGGGCCUCAUCACCACCACCUCCUACCUGGACCGAGAGGAGCAGCAGCACUACAUCCUUAGAGUUCAGGCCCGGGACAGCAGUGCGCGGCCCCUCUCCAGCACCGCCACCGUGCUGUGCUCAGUGCUGGAUGAAAACGACAACCCUCCAGAGUUCAUGCAGACGUCCUUUCAAAUCAGCCUCCCCGAGAACCUGCCCCCCAGCCCCAUCCACACAGUCCAGGCGUCGGACCCGGACCAUGCGGAGAACGGCACCAUUCACUACUCCAUUCAAGGUGAAGAUUACAGAGGACUCUUCACAAUCAACAGUUUCUCUGGAGCCAUCAGCACCACACAAGUUCUGGACCGUGAAGAAACCCCCAACUACACCCUGACCAUCCAGGCUCGCGACCAUGGCCCUAACACCUUGAAGUCCUCCACCCAGAUCCACAUACAUCUCUUGGACCAAAACGACAACACACCCGCUUUCCCGCACAAGACCUACCAGGCCUCCAUCGGCGAGGGCUUGCCGGCCGGAUCCGAGGUGGUCCGACUCCAUGCCUUCGACUCGGACGAAGGCCCCAACGGUGAGGUCACAUACUCUUUGACCGAGGACAACAGCCAAGGCGCAUUUUCAGUGGACCCUCUCACAGGGAUUGUCCGCACUACCAAACCUUUGGAUCGAGAAAGCAAGAGUGAGUACAGCCUCCGUGUGGUGGCUAGCGACGGUUGUGCGCAAGGUCCUCUCAGCUCGGCCGUUUCGCUCGUCGUACAAGUAGAAGACGUGAAUGACAACGCACCACUUUGCUCUCAAAAUCCUGUCAAUGCCUGGCUAUCCAUGACAAUGCUCCCCAAUCAGAUCGUGGCCACUGUGAUGGCUACAGACGCAGAUCGAGGGGAGAACGGGACGGUUAGAUUUAUGAUUUCGGACGAGGAGACUUUGUUUGAUGUCAACAGCGAUACAGGGGAGGUGUCACUGAGAAGGAGGGUGCGGGUGGGGUUUUCGGGGGCCAAGCUUCACGUGGUGGUGUCUGACAAAGGGAGGCCGCCACUCACCUCCACCUGCCUGGUCUUUAUUCACCUGCGCGGGGAACGGGCGCGGCUGCAGUUCAGCGAGAGAGAGUACAACGCCUCGGUGAAGGAGAACAGCAGGGCAGGGACUUGGAUUACAAAGGUUGAAGCCAGUGAUCCAACCAACAGCCGGCAGAGGAUCACAUACACCAUAUUCAGCGGCAACGAGAACAACAUUUUUUCCAUAAACCGCUACACUGGGGAGAUCCGUGUGCAGAAGGAUAACUCCCUGGACUAUGAGCUGGGUGCUAGUGUGAGGCUGGUGGUGCUGGCUGACAGCGGUCAGCAGAGCACUCACUGCGUCGUCUCCAUCAGCCUGCAGGACGUGAACGACAACACACCCCAGUUUGAACACAGCAGCUACAGGACAGCCGUGUGGGAGGGGCAGCCCCGCAACACAUAUGUCAUGCAGGUAUUUGCCUCAGAUGCCGACAGCGGUUUAAAUGGUCAGAUGGAAUUCUCAGUCAUAUCUGGAAACCCCAACAACGCCUUCCUUCUGGACUCAGUGAGAGGGAUUCUGGUCACGAAUGUGAUGCUGGACCGUGAGAUCACCAGUUCAUACAAGCUGGUUCUGCAGGUGGCUGACAAAGGGACCCCCUCGUUCAGCAGCACUGCCACAGUCAGGGUGCAGCUGGUGGAUGUGAAUGACAACAGUCCUGCCAUACCGCCCAUGGAGCCUGUGCUGAUACCAGAGAAUCUUCCUGCUGGAUAUAUGGUGACUCAGGUGAUUGCAAACGACGUGGACCUGAGCUCUUCCAUUACCUAUAGUUUUGCGGAUAAUGGCAGCAGCAGCGGCCCCUUCGCCGUGGACUGCUACACUGGGGUGAUCACGGUGACCCAGGGGUUGGACUACGAGACGCAGCCAGAGUACGUUCUAGCUGUGCAGGCGUCCGAUUCCUUGCACCACACCACAGGAGAGGUCAGAGUUCAAGUGCUGGACGUGAACGACAACGCUCCUGUCUUCACCCAAGUCUCCUACCAGGUGGAGUUGUCUGAGCUCCUUCCGGCAGAGACAUUGGUUAUCUCUGUGUCUGCGUCUGACCUAGACUCUGGCCUCAAUGGAGAGGUCACCUACAGACUACUGUCAUCUCCUCUGCAAGGCUUUUACAUCCUCAGCGAUCAAGGCUCUGUUUUCACCAACAAGCCCCUAAAAUCCAUCACAAACAGCAACGUGGUACACCUCCUGGUCGAAGCCCGAGACCAAGGCGACCCUGCACGUUCCAGUGUUGCAUCUAUUGAAGUCUUGAUCAUAGACAGCAAUGAUCACGUACCCCAAUUCCACCAAGACAUCUACACCCUGACUGUCCCAGAAGACAUGCCCAUUGACACCACCUUGCUUACCCUCUCUGCUGACGAUGAAGACUGGAGUCCGGAGAACACCCACCUCGACUACGCUAUUGUCGGGGGGAACGAAGAGAAGCGGUUCUGCGUUGAGAUCAAGAUGAUUCAAGUUGAGAAUCAGUUGAGGAAUGUGGCCAAGCUUGUUCUCUGUAACCCGUUGGAUCGAGAAAUCACAGAAGCAUACUCUUUGACAAUUGGUUUAGAUGAAGUACAAGGCAGCUACGCCUGGGACUACCUCCUUGACUGGGAACCCAGAUACCACACACUUGCUUCGGUAUUCACAGAUAUCGGCAUGCUUCCUGAUGAGGAGCUCCAAGGCGGGCGAGAGAGCAUGGCGUGUGAGGCGAGCUGUCUCAUGCACCCUCCGCCCCUGAUCACUAGCGUAGCUCAGCCCGGCAUCAGGACAGUGCCCCCCAGGAAGCCGAGCCGGGCACAGAGUCUUCGGCAGUCCUACCCCAGAUACUGCUACUCUCCCAUAGCAAGAAACACUGGGCUAACCCCCUCGGCUAUGAUCCCCACAUUUUCCCCAUCACUGACGUCACUGAGUGUCCGAACACCCAGUACGUCACCGGUGGUCUCAGACACUGGGGUAGGGGGCAUCAGGCUUGAAGCAGGACCUCCAACUGCAAGCCUGUUAGAGACUGAAUUACAAGUGUAG
Messenger RNA from Knipowitschia caucasica, 7986 nucleotides. The record is from the annotation of a GenBank genome assembly. Lineage: Eukaryota; Metazoa; Chordata; Actinopteri; Gobiiformes; Gobiidae.